Messenger RNA from Anopheles moucheti, 519 nucleotides. Its product is annotated as ejaculatory bulb-specific protein 3-like. The transcript is spliced from 3 exons. The record is from RefSeq and is a predicted model, not a curated record. Lineage: Eukaryota; Metazoa; Arthropoda; Insecta; Diptera; Culicidae. The coding region runs from base 1 to 519 and encodes 172 amino acids.
AUGUCUAGCUCAAUGUUUACUUCCAUCGUGUGCUGGUCAACGGUGUCUGCUGCCGAUCAACCCUACAUCACCAAGUACGACAAUGUGGAUUUGGAUGAAAUUUUCAACAGCAAACGGUUGCUCGAUAACUACAUGAACUGCUUGAAAGAUGUUGGUCCCUGUACGCCCGAUGGCCGGGAGCUAAAAGACAACCUUCCCGAUGCGCUGAUGAGCGAUUGCGCGAAAUGCUCCGAAAAGCAACGCAUCGGUUCGGACAAGGUGAUCAGGUUCAUCAUCGCGAACCGGCCGGAAGAUUUCACGAUCCUCGAGCGGCUGUACGAUCCGACCGGUGAGUACCGGCGGAAGUACAUGCAGUCGGACGCACUGAUCGAGCGCGUGAAGCAGGAAGCGGGUGAGCUAUCGUCGAGCGGUGACGGAACCGUUGAGACCGAAGGCCACGCAACCGAGCAUAACUCAUCCGAAGAUCAUGGUGAAGGACGCAUGGUUGCGAGUGAAAAUUUGAAACAGAAAUCAGAAUAA